CAUUGUAAGGUUAUAAUUAUACAAUUUGAUUAAAUAAAAGUUCGAAAAUUUGACUCGUUUCAUGAUUUUCGCUUAACAAAUCAAAAUGGCGACAAAAACGUUGACCUUUGUAACUGGAAACUCUAUGAAACUAGAAGAGCUUAGAGCAAUUUUAGGAACCACUUUCCCUUUGGAGAUAAACUGUCAUAUGCUUGAUCUGCCAGAGGUGCAAGGGGAUAUGGAGGAGAUCUCAAUAAGGAAAUGUCAAGAGGCUGCAAGGCGUCUGAAAGGCCCCGUAUUGGUGGAAGACACCUCGCUCUGUUUUAAUGCUUUAAAAGGUCUUCCUGGACCGUACAUAAAGUGGUUUUCAGAGAAAUUGGAACCAGAAGCGCUGCCGAGAUUGCUAGCUGGAUGGGAAGACAAGUCCGCUGAGGCGGUAUCUACCGUUGCUUACUGCGAUGGAGACAAUCACUGCGAAGAUCUUGAAGUAUUGGUAUUCCAAGGGAGAUGUGAAGGAGAAAUAGUGUCGCCUAGAGGCAGCAGGAAUUUCAGUUGGAACUGUGUUUUCCAACCACAGGGCUGUGACAAAACUUAUGGAGAGUUAACAAUAGAAGAAAAGAAUAAAAUCUCUCAUAGGUACAAAGCGUUGGAAAAACUUAGAACAUAUUUUAUUGAAAAGGAUUGUACCUGUGGCUAAGUGAGAGAAGAUUUCAGGAUAUAGUUAACUCAAUCAUGCAGAAUAUAACAUUAACAUGUAAUAGAACAUAGGGCACUUUUUAACCCGAAAAUGAGCGGAACUCCAGAACGCAGCAAUGAAAUUAAAACACAAAGAUCAAUUUAAAUUAAUAACUUCGCUUUAAAUUUGUUUUCACGAGCCGUGUCAGUAAAUUGUUAAGUAGAUUAUUUGUUAAUGGAAAAUGCGGCAUGUGGCGUGAAAAUUAAAA
Plodia interpunctella (Indianmeal moth) is the source of this 923-nucleotide messenger RNA. Its product is annotated as inosine triphosphate pyrophosphatase-like. Gene Ontology annotation, biological process: nucleoside triphosphate catabolic process. The record is from RefSeq and is a predicted model, not a curated record. Gene Ontology annotation, molecular function: nucleoside triphosphate diphosphatase activity. The transcript has a single exon. Lineage: Eukaryota; Metazoa; Arthropoda; Insecta; Lepidoptera; Pyralidae. Gene Ontology annotation, cellular component: cytoplasm. Bases 86 to 676 code for a protein of 196 amino acids.